Messenger RNA from Megalobrama amblycephala (Wuchang bream), 891 nucleotides. Its product is annotated as RING finger protein 122-like. NCBI's taxonomy places the organism in Eukaryota, Metazoa, Chordata, Actinopteri, Cypriniformes, Xenocyprididae. The coding region runs from base 311 to 709 and encodes 132 amino acids. Gene Ontology annotation, biological process: ubiquitin-dependent protein catabolic process. The record is from RefSeq and is a predicted model, not a curated record. Gene Ontology annotation, molecular function: ubiquitin protein ligase activity. The transcript has 6 exons.
UAUUUGGGCUCCACCCCCUGAAUUACAGGCGGGGUUUAUUGUUUUCUCGCGCAUGUGGAUAUUUAUGUCUGUCUGCGGUCCGUUACAUUGUUUGAUCUCCGUGUUCCAGACGGAAUAUUAUUUUAUUAACAUUUACAGACUCUCGAUACUGUAGAUGUGCCUAAAGUGUCAGUGAUUUUUUUGAGUCAUUUGGAGGUUGGCGCGUGAGAACCAACAAAUCUGAGUAUGAAGAAUGAACACUGAAAACACCUCGGAGCCUGUUUAUAAUGGGCUUCUCCAUCUUCAGGAAAUGACUGAUAUUUAAAGCACCAUGCCUCCAGUGACCUCUCAGGAACUCCCUCUCAACAUCUAUGUGGUCAUCUUUGGCACUGGGAUAUUUAUCUUUGUCUUAAGCUUGAUAUUCUGCUGCUUCUUUAUAAGUAAAUUGAGACAUCAGGCUCGGAAUGUGAGAGCCGGAUACAAGAUGGUCGUAUUUAAAGAUGAAACAACACGGUUACACACACAUGGGUUAACAUGUGCCGUCUGUUUGGAGGACUUCAGGACAAAAGAUGAGCUUGGAGUGUUACCAUGCCAACACUCCUUUCACAAAAGGUGUUUGGUGAAGUGGCUGGAGGUGAGAUGUUCAUGUCCCAUGUGUAACGACAACCCCAUCAGCGCUGCUUUGGGACAAACGCACAGCCCGGGAAACUUGCUGGAUGAGUUGCUUUAAGCCUCCCUUUCUGCCAAACACCUGGUUACGGACACUUCCAGUGCUAUACGGACAACAUUUUUACCUAGAAAUCUCAUAGAGUUCAAGCGAAUAGCACUGCUGUUGUAAAACAUAAUGUUUUUGUAUAUGUGGUUAAAAAAUGUUUGCAGAAUGUUUACACAAUAAAUAUUGUGAGUUUCUUU